AUCUUUCCUCUCUUUCUACUCCCAAGAAGAAAAAACUCCGUUUCACAUUUCCUUCAAACUUUUGCUUCAAUGGCACCCAAAGCAGAGAAGAAACUAGCAGAGAAAAAACCCGCAGAGAAGAAGCCAGCAGAAGAGAAGAAGGCAGAGAAAGCACCAGCAGAGAAGAAACCCAGAGCUGAGAAGAAAUUACCAAGCAAAGAUGCUUCUUCAGCAGAUAAGAAGAAAAAGAGAUCUAAGAAAUCAGUCGAAACUUACAAGAUCUACAUCUUUAAGGUUCUGAAACAAGUUCAUCCUGAUAUUGGUAUUUCAAGCAAAGCUAUGGGUAUCAUGAACAGUUUCAUUAAUGAUAUCUUUGAGAAACUUGCUGCGGAAUCCUCCAGAUUAGCUAGGUACAACAAGAAGCCAACUAUUACUUCUCGAGAGAUCCAGACUGCUGUUCGUCUUGUUCUUCCUGGUGAAUUGGCCAAGCAUGCUGUUUCUGAGGGUACUAAAGCUGUCACCAAGUUUACUAGUUCUUAAAAAUAGGGGUUAGGGUUCCUGGUGAUUGUUCUUUCAUUUUCUGGGUGGGUUCAGGUACUAUGCUAGUAAAUUUCGUCUGUGUAUCUACUGUAAUGAAGUUCAAUUGAUGAAUGAAUCUAGUCUUUUUAACUAA
Messenger RNA from Papaver somniferum (opium poppy), 652 nucleotides. Its product is annotated as histone H2B.3-like. Lineage: Eukaryota; Viridiplantae; Streptophyta; Magnoliopsida; Ranunculales; Papaveraceae. The transcript has a single exon. Bases 70 to 519 code for a protein of 149 amino acids. Gene Ontology annotation, molecular function: structural constituent of chromatin; DNA binding; protein heterodimerization activity. The record is from RefSeq and is a predicted model, not a curated record. Gene Ontology annotation, cellular component: nucleosome. Gene Ontology annotation, biological process: nucleosome assembly.